This is a messenger RNA of Entrophospora sp. SA101, 444 nucleotides long. The record is from the annotation of a GenBank genome assembly. NCBI's taxonomy places the organism in Eukaryota, Fungi, Glomeromycota, Glomeromycetes, Entrophosporales, Entrophosporaceae.
AUGGAAUUUCUCCAAGAACUAAAUGAACAACAAAAACAAGCGGUCUAUGAAGAACAUCCUCGAAUAUGUGUUAUUGCUGGACCGGGUUGUGGCAAAACUAAAACCCUGGUCAGUCGACUUAUUUAUCUCUUAUCCAGUCAAAAAGCCCAACCCCAAAAUAUACUGGUUUUAACUUUUGCUAAAAAGGCCAUUAAAGAAAUAAAAAAGCGGGUUUUUUCUCAUAUUACUACCGUUUCUCCCAAGGAUGUGCAUAUUUAUAACUUUCAUUCUUUUUGUUUUCAUGUUCUUAAUAAAUAUUCCCAUUUGUUAGGUUUUCCCGAUAGUAAAUUUCCGGUUUAUGACCGCCACGAGCAAGAAACAAUAAUCCGCAAAAUACUUUAUCAGAAUAAUUAUAAUGCCGAAAAAAAAGAAAUAAAUACUAUUCUAGCUUAUAUUAGUGGCUGA